Molecule: messenger RNA, 792 nt
Organism: Enterobius vermicularis (human pinworm)
Lineage: Eukaryota; Metazoa; Nematoda; Chromadorea; Rhabditida; Oxyuridae
Source: the annotation of a GenBank genome assembly
CUGAAAAUUUAUAACAGUAAAAGUUUCCAGGAACACGAUUUACGUACAUUUACAAGCUACUGGAAAGCUGGAUUAGCCAACGAUGUAUCAGUUUCUUGUGAGGUAGUUGGUAUCGAUCCCAAAUAUAAAUUUCCGCGUAUUUGCGAUGCAACUUCAGAAUCGCGAGUUUUUACUUUUGACAAUAAACAAAAUCAGUCAUCGGUACCCACAGAAGUCGACGGAAAAGUUGUGGUAGAACUGUACGGCAAAUGCUUUAAUGUAACGCUUAGCGGACAAAAACAUGAAAAACGUUGUCCCUGGUGUAAGGAACAUAGUGAUUAUGCAUAUCCAGAGGAAAGUUCGACUUGGCUACAGAAGCUGAAACGGUUUGAUCCGUUUGUCAUAAGUACACUUCUGUUCCUAUUUAUUUCUAUUGUUACGGUGAUAAUGCUGUUACACCAGUGUGCAAAAACGUAUCGUAUGAAACAGUCUUCGAAUAUAUAUAAUAAAAAGUGUCGACUUUAUCAUGAGCCUCCGAAUCGUAUCAUACAUCCGCUUCGUAUCAAUGAAGUCGAGGAGACCAAAUACGAAACUCCUUGGGAAAAUCAACAUUAUCAUCCGGUCCCGUAUUAUCGUCUAGGAGCUCGAGGUGAUGCAACAGUGACAUCACCGGUUGAUUCGUCGCUGACGAAUGCAACAACUGUAUCCGACUAUGGGUUGUCGUCAAAGAGUACAUUCACCAACAACCGGAGAUUUUCACCAAGUUCUUCUUUUCAAGGACGUCAUGAUGACAGUGGUCUUGAAUCUGUUUAG